CCGUGACUUCAUAAAAUGAAAUGAAACAUGUCUGCCUCAGUUUUGAGGUUAAAUAAAGUACUGGGUAAAUGUGUUUAUGGAGUGCGUCUAACGAAAGAUGUGUUAAAUACUUCCCAGCGAGUACAAAAUAUGUUUACUACAUGUGCUAAUGUUCCAAUAUUAACUGUAGCAAUAUGCACACCUAUCUCUGUAAUUGUAAGGAAUACAAGUUUCUUCAACAAGUUACCAGCAGAAGCAUUGUGGAAAGGGGUGACAAGUGUCAGCAAUGCGGGAAGGAAACGUGGCCGAGGAAAAGGUAUUGGGAAGAAGAUGGCCAAAGAUCUGAACAGAGGACAGGUCAUAGGGGUUGGUAAAUCAAACAUUAUAUGGCCUGGCUUGACUGUGCCAGUGUUACGAGGGAGAGAGUUGGUACAGCAACAGAAGUUGCCAGAAGAUCCAGAACGCGAGAAGAUGUUGAUAAAAUUACGAGACGAUAUGGGCAACUUCCGGCCUCUCAGGUUAAGUCCAAUUGAACGAGGUUGGUCAGGAACAAAGAUGCCUGGCAGAAGUAUUGGCCCACCUGAUCCGGUAGGAGAAGAAACAUUUGAAGGUUUUGAUACAAAGGUGUUAGAGUUGAAAAGUGUAUUCAACAUGAAAGGGAGCGCAGGACGAAAGCGGCAGAUAAGCGCAUUUGUAGUGACAGGAAACAAGAAUGGAUCAGCUGGAAUUGCACUAGGCAAAGCACUUGAAGCAAAAGCAGCUCUUAGAAAAGCAAAAAAUCGUGCAGGCCAGAAGAUGAUGUACCUAGAAAUAUUCAACAAUCACACAGUUUAUCAUGAUUUCUUCUGCCAGUUUGGGAAGACAAAAAUUUUUGUAACCAAGAAACCAGAAGGCUUUGGUUUGGUCUGCCAUCGAGCAAUCAAGACUACCUGUGAAGUAAUUGGUAUAAAAGAUCUAUAUGCUAAGGUAGAGGGUCCCACCAACCUGCAGCAUAUUAUCAAAGCAUUCUUCAUUGGAUUACUGCAUCAGAAAACACACCAAAUGCUAGCUGACGAGAAGAAGUUGCAUGUUGUUGAGUUCAGAGAAGAGAAUGAUUAUUUCCCGACUGUGGUGGCUUCUCCAGCAACAUGUCGCACACUGGAGGAGAUCAAUGCAGAUGAAGUGAUGGACUAUACACAGUAUGCAUUAGGGAACCGUGUAUUUCUCAAGAAGAAGAGACUACCUCCAUUUUUCACAAAGCUACCUUCAUGGGAAAACUAUCUCAAGAAGACACAAUACACAAGAAACCGAGAUAAGGUUAAAGUUACAUUGCUGGCUGAAUAUGAUGAAGUUCAGAGUUUCUACACUGAAAAAUAUCCAGAGUGUGUACAUGGAUACAGAGAACAAACAGAAGCAGAUUAAACAGCACUAUAGCAUAGAGCAAGUAUUCUUAUAAAACUAGUGGAAAAGAUAUAUUAAAAUUUAACAGGAAAUAAUUUCUUUCAUGUCUUCAUCCCUUACCAUAUCUCUUUCAGUGCAUAACAAUGAAAAAUAUAAGCCAUAAUAAGUACUAAGAAGUAUUUCUAAGCAGUUUUAAAACCACAUAGAAGUCUGUAAAGUGUCAAGACCACAAUCAAAAUCUCAUCCAAUAACCCCUUGUCCAGGUUGGUGUUUGCAGUGAAAUUUCAUUUAUUUAGGAGUUUGUGUAACACUUUGCCAAAUUAAGAAAUUAUGCUUUCUUGCUGGUGAGGUCAACUAUCUGGGAUGUGUUCUCAUGGAGGAGGGAGUGAAACAUAAUCUUGAGAAAAUUACAGUGGUGCAUAAUUAUUUAGCCCCGUAGAGUAUGAUGGAAGGUAGAACCCAAUCAUGUCAUUAUAAGUGGGGACUGCAUGGGUGUUACGAUACUAAUAUGACUCAUACAACUAUUAAAUGCUCAAAAUAAAUUGUUAAGUAUGUGGUUGAUAUGUACAUUUUGUUUCCUUGUUGUGGUUUUGAUUAUUGAUUUUUUUUUUUGGUCUCCAUGAUUAAUUGCAUGGUUCUGAAGUGCAAGGGACACCUUACCUUACCUAAAAAUGUUACACUCAAAAUGUUACAUUAUGGUGUAUGUAUCUGACUUUAAAUUC
Messenger RNA from Zootermopsis nevadensis, 2081 nucleotides. It is a transcript of the gene mRpS5, whose product is annotated as mitochondrial ribosomal protein S5. The record is from RefSeq and is a predicted model, not a curated record. Gene Ontology annotation, molecular function: RNA binding; structural constituent of ribosome. Gene Ontology annotation, cellular component: ribosome. Gene Ontology annotation, biological process: translation. Lineage: Eukaryota; Metazoa; Arthropoda; Insecta; Blattodea; Termopsidae.